This is a messenger RNA of Meyerozyma guilliermondii ATCC 6260, 948 nucleotides long. RefSeq names its product Spo11p (gene SPO11). The transcript has a single exon. Lineage: Eukaryota; Fungi; Ascomycota; Pichiomycetes; Serinales; Debaryomycetaceae. Gene Ontology annotation, molecular function: ATP binding; DNA topoisomerase type II (double strand cut, ATP-hydrolyzing) activity; DNA binding. The record is from RefSeq and is a predicted model, not a curated record. Gene Ontology annotation, cellular component: nuclear chromosome. Bases 1 to 948 code for a protein of 315 amino acids. Gene Ontology annotation, biological process: meiotic DNA double-strand break formation; meiotic DNA double-strand break processing; reciprocal meiotic recombination.
AUGUAUGAUGCUAGGAAGUUUGCGGCUUACUUGAAAGUAAUCAAGGCCAUGAUAGAUAAUUUGCAACUGGCUCGUUUCACAUCAAAGAGAGACAUAUACUAUAAGGAUGUCUCCACCUACAAAAAAUCGCAAAGGUACUGUGACACCAUUAUAGAUUCAAUUGCAACUUCACUCGGUAUGUGCUUGGAAGUAGAUUUGCGUAUCUUUCCAUCCAGAAAAGGGCUCAUUUACGGCUCUUUGAAGACGCAUACAGGAGAUCAAGUGUUUGAGUGUAACAGCACCAAGGUCCCAUGUCUAAUACCAAAUUUCGACAGCGAGAGGUCUACCGUCAUGAGUGCAGCCCCCAAAGUGGUCAUUUUAGUAGAGAAAGAUGCAGUGUUUUCUACCUUGUGUGAUCAUUUACGUACAAUCAGCAACCCUAAAGACUUGCUAGUCAUAACGGGAAAAGGAAACCCUGACAUCCUUACCAAGAAAUUUGUCGAGUUACUCUCGAAGUCGUGGCCCACUACUCCAUUCCUAGGCUUUGUGGACUCUGACGUCUUCGGACUCAGUAUAUUCCGCGCCUACAAAUUCGGUAGCCAAUAUCACACUAAGAGCCUACGAAAUCUAACACUUGCUGGCGUAUUUCUUCACGAAUAUAGCCAGGGGCAUCUUGAUAUAACAGCUUACGAGAUCCACUUGGCACAGAACUUUUUGUUGUACAUACAAAAAAAUCAGAGUGAUAAACAGUCCUUCGAAGAACUUGCAAAGUGGCAGCGUGAGCUCUGUCGAAGUAUGACGUUGUACAAGAAAUCAGAGAUGAACUUGGUGGACCCAGGCGAUAGUAAAAGUGCCAUCGACUAUAUCCUAUCUAAGGCCGAUGUGUGGAUCAAUCAGCCCGGACUUAAAAAUUACGCAACCCCUCGUGCGCGCACCAACCUGGCCGACGAACCAAUACCUCGAGAGUGA